Salvelinus sp. IW2-2015 is the source of this 318-nucleotide messenger RNA. Lineage: Eukaryota; Metazoa; Chordata; Actinopteri; Salmoniformes; Salmonidae. The record is from RefSeq and is a predicted model, not a curated record.
UGUGCUGGCGUGUUCUCGCUGCCGGCAGGCUCUAGAUUCUACUGUUAUGGAAGGCUUCGGUUUCACAGCCCCGUACCAGAGAAGUAUCAGCACCAGAGAACCAAGCCAGCAGAGAGACCAGGAAACAGAACCAGACCAGCAGACGACUGGUACCAGGGAACAAGACCAGGAGAAGGUGUGUCUGAGUGGCCAGGUCACAGAGCUGGAGAAGGAGCUGGCCCAGACUAAACUACAGAUGGUGGAGGCCAAGUGCAAGAUCCAGGAGCUGGAACACCAGAAGGGGGUGCUGCACGUGAUCUCCAGGCACUAGGAACAGCU